UAUUAUAACAAUUGAUUGCAACAAAAAUCAAAUAUUUAAUUUACAAUUGAUUGACGAAAAACCGAAGUCAAGAUUACUUGGAAGACAAUGACAGCGACGACCACAACAACAGCAACAGUAAUGACAACACCGAAGAAUGACUCGUUUUAUCGUUUCGGCGAUGAUUUGUCUCAACUAUUGCUUCAAUAUUUGCCGAUAGAUAUCAGCUUAAGAUUGCAAUCGGUGUCCAAACAGUUUAGGCAAACGUUUUCAUUGAUAUUCACUGCAACAUCGGAUCUGGUAUUUGAUAAGAAACUUCUGAAGAGAUUGUCUAUGAAUUCAUUGCACGAUAACAGCUGUGAUGACUAUCCGAGUGUCGACUCAUUGAAAGUGUUUGAAUUGUUGUUGAAAAAGUGUCCAAACAUUGCAUCAAUAACUAUAAGUGAUAUGUAUUUACAUGAUUUAUACUUUGAAUUAUUAAUGAAAUACAGUCACCGAUUGAGACACAUAUAUCUUAAGUCUUGCAAUGAUUAUCAACAGUCAAGUAAUGGUAAACAAUUUAACCGAUUUUCUAAACACUUCGGCCAACAGUUGCUGACAUUCAAGUUUGACAGUUAUGACAGAUAUAUCUAUAUUGAAGAAAUCAAUAAAGCAAUCGCUUGUAUGACUAACUUGAAGACACUGGACAUUACUAAUAGAUACGAUCUUAAUGUCCAAUUGUCUGAUAUAUUCACUGACGACGACAAUAAGUCAUAUGUUUUACCGAAAUCAUUGCAAUCAAUAACAAUAAGAUUGAAUAGCAGUUCAAUGCUAUUGUUUCCUAAGUUUGCCGACAUUUAUGGCCAACAAUUGAAAUCAUUGAACAUAUUAUUUGAAUGCUGUUACGACAAAGAUAAUGAUCGCAAAUCAAAUUGUCGCCGACUUAAUGUAUUUGAUUUUGUUUUCAUGUCAAGUAAAUCAACGAUUAAUCGGGUGUUUGCCGUAAUCAACAAACAUAUGUCUCGCAAACAAUUGAGGCGAUUAUCUGUUGAAUGUUUUCUAGUUUUUGGCGAAGAUUUAGAUCCAGAUUUAGUACUACUGACCAGCGAUUCAUUUAACAGAUUAAACAGAUUAACACAUUUGACACUUAAAUUACGUGACUGUCGUAUAAUUGGUGAUCAGUUUUUCCGUGACAUUCACCGCAAUCUUCCGCGUCUACAGUCUAUACAUUGCAACAGUUGUUCGUCCAUUACUGAUGAGUCGAUCCAAGCUAUGGGACAGUUGGCACACCUCAGGGAUGUCUGUUUAAGCAGCGAUUAUAUCAAACAGACAAUAACUGAUGAAUUUAUUUCAAGACAUUUACUUAGUAGUACUAAAGUUAAACAUUUUGAUAGUAAUAGUGAUACUGAUAGUGAUAGUUAUACUGGUAGUGAUAGUAGUGAACAAAAUGAUUGA
Oppia nitens is the source of this 1413-nucleotide messenger RNA. RefSeq lists its product as uncharacterized. The transcript is spliced from 4 exons. The coding region runs from base 88 to 1413 and encodes 441 amino acids. NCBI's taxonomy places the organism in Eukaryota, Metazoa, Arthropoda, Arachnida, Sarcoptiformes, Oppiidae. The record is from RefSeq and is a predicted model, not a curated record.